UCGUAUAACUCCACUCGCCGCAAUGCUAUCCUAGAAUACUAUGCUAAUAGUGUUGUAUUGUACCGCUAGCAACACAAGCUAAUGUUAGCUAGCUAGGUAUGCUCACGCAGCAAAGUAGUUUAGCUAAGCUAACCGUCAGCAGCGUUGAUUUGGUUAUGAUAUGUGUACAACUCCUCUAACCAUCAAACGUCAAGGACAAACCACUAUCACCGAGGUGGAUUUUAGACUCAAGUCAACAGCACACGUGAACCCCCUGUCAAACUAUUACGUUAGCUGACAGCUGCUAGCCCGUGGUUUGCUAGCAGUUGAUCUGGGGAUUGAACUGACUUGUUGAUUUCGUCAUUAACCAGAUAAUAUACGGUGAAAUGUCCAGACCAGACUCCCCCCUGUACGGGUGGUGGCAGCACGUCUAGUUAUAUGACAGUAACUCCAGUGACACAGAAAACUGGGUUCGAAACGCAACAAGCCGACCUCACAAACUCUGCAAGCAUUCGAGCAGCAGUCCGGCCCAAGCGUCUCGAGUGGAGGCAGAAGAGAGGAAUAUGAGCAUGCAUGGUGCCAGUGGAGGCUCUGACCGUUCACGUGACCGCCGCCGCUCCAGCGAUCGCUCCAGGGACUCCUCACACGAGAGAGAAGGCCAGCUCACCCCCUGCAUUCGCAACGUAACCUCACCCACCCGCCAACACAACACUGACCGUGAACGGGAUGGUCCGUCAUCGAGGCCCGGCAGCCCGCGGCCCCAGAGGGUCUCCCCCAGCGGCUCCAGCAGCAGCGGGGUGGUGAGCAGUCGCACUAGCAGCCUGUCAAGCACUGAAGGCACCUUCAAGAGCAUGGGAGUUGGAGAAAUGGUUUUCGUCUACGAGAAUCCCAAGGAAGGAGGCGCGGGUGCCACUGUGGGAAACCGAAACAUUAGGUCCUCAGAAAGAGUCACUCUGAUUGUUGACAACACACGCUUUGUAGUAGAUCCUGCUAUCUUCAUUGCACAACCAAAUACCAUGUUGGGCAGAAUGUUUGGAUCUGGAAGAGAACAUAAUUUCACAAGGCCCAACGAGAAGGGGGAGUACGAGGUUGCUGAGGGCAUUAGCUCAACAGUUUUCCGAGCAAUUCUGGAUUACUAUAAAUCUGGGGUAAUCCGCUGUCCUGAUGGAAUCUCUAUCCCUGAGUUGCGUGAGGCGUGUGACUAUCUAUGCAUCUCCUUUGACUACAGCACCAUCAAGUGCAGAGACCUUAGUGCUCUGAUGCAUGAGCUGUCCAAUGAUGGAGCUCGACGGCAAUUUGAGUUUUACCUGGAGGAAAUGGUUCUGCCUUUGAUGGUGGCCAGUGCCCAGAGCGGAGAGAGGGAGUGUCACAUUGUAGUCCUUACUGAUGAUGAUGUGGUGGACUGGGAUGAAGAAUACCCACCGCAAAUGGGAGAAGAGUAUUCACAGAUUAUCUACAGCACAAAACUGUACCGAUUUUUCAAGUAUAUUGAAAACCGAGAUGUUGCCAAAUCAGUUUUAAAAGACAGAGGACUGAAGAAAAUAAGACUGGGCAUUGAAGGCUACCCUACAUAUAAAGAGAAGGUCAAAAAGCGACCCGGUGGACGUCCAGAGGUCAUUUACAACUACGUCCAGAGGCCCUUCAUCCGCAUGUCCUGGGAAAAAGAGGAGGGUAAAAGCCGCCACGUGGACUUCCAGUGUGUGAAGUCCAAGUCCAUCACCAACCUGGCAGCCGCGGCAGCAGACUUCCCCCAGGACCAGCUGGUGAUGCACCCCGGCCCCCAGGUGGACGAACUGGACAACCUGUCUAACCAGCUGCCUGGUGGCAAUCACUACAGCAACAACUACAGCAACGAGCCUGACCCCGAUGCACCGUCACCUGCUGUCUGAGGACUCACUGGCCCUCUUCCAAUGCCUCUGCCCCCCCCCCCCACUCCUCCUCUUCCUCUAGUCCUCCUCCCAGCAUGCUGCAGCAUGGAGCGCCAGGGGCACCAUAACCAUAUUGCCUUGACACCUCCUUUGCAGCCUUAGAGCCUCAAGAACCUGGUUGGCAGUAGAAACAGAAUCAUGAGGGACAUAAGACUGGUGAAAAGAAGUUGACUAUUAUUAUUUUAGUUUUAGUUUUUUUUACUUGACCAAAGGAAUUUAUUUUUCUGUUUGGAAUAAAAAUGUGUAAAACACUUAUUAUUAACAUUAUUAUUUAAAAUGUUAUUGUUCCUUCAUUUGAUGGGUUUGAUUGAGCACUCGCACUGUUUUCUCACAGGGUUUUAUUUCACUGAUGAUAUUGAUUUGAAUUAUAUUGGGUGGCCUAACUACUAAAUGUGCUUUGGUGGAAAUAUGACUUUCUGGUCAUGGAGAAAAAUCAGUUAUCACCGCAUAGUGUCAUGAUAUCCAAUUGGACGCCUCUCAGAUGUCUUUGAAUCUUGUAAUUAGGUAUGUAGUCAUUGGCUGGAUCUGAUUUGUGAUGUUAUGCUCAUCCCGCAGCCCAGAUAUAAAGCAGAGCACAGGCUGCUGUGGUCAGAAUCUUUUUGUGCAAAGCUUGAAAUUGUUGUUAAAAAGAAAACGCAAAAUGAUCAAAUAAAGACAUCAAAAGAA
Molecule: messenger RNA, 2573 nt
Organism: Gymnodraco acuticeps
Lineage: Eukaryota; Metazoa; Chordata; Actinopteri; Perciformes; Bathydraconidae
Gene: btbd10b
Product: BTB (POZ) domain containing 10b
Exons: 8
Coding region: 543-1868 (441 amino acids)
Biological process (GO): positive regulation of phosphorylation
Cellular component (GO): cytoplasm
Molecular function (GO): protein binding
Source: RefSeq, a predicted model, not a curated record